Molecule: messenger RNA, 2952 nt
Organism: Akanthomyces muscarius
Lineage: Eukaryota; Fungi; Ascomycota; Sordariomycetes; Hypocreales; Cordycipitaceae
Exons: 2
Coding region: 1-2952 (983 amino acids)
Biological process (GO): mRNA 3'-end processing by stem-loop binding and cleavage
Cellular component (GO): mRNA cleavage and polyadenylation specificity factor complex
Molecular function (GO): RNA binding
Source: RefSeq, a predicted model, not a curated record
AUGUUCACGUUUUGCUCCCUCCAGGGUGCGCAGUCCGAGUCGCUGGCAUCGCAGUCCCUGCUGGAGCUCGAUGGUGGCGUCAAGGUGCUCGUAGACCUCGGGUGGGACGAAUCAUUCGACGUGGCCAAGCUCGAGGAGCUGGAAAAACAAGUCCCGACCCUCUCCCUCAUCCUGCUGACGCAUGCGACCGCCUCCCACCUCGCCGCCUACGCACACUGCUGCAAGAACAUCCCCCUCUUCACGCGCAUCCCCGUCUACGCGACUCGACCCGUCAUCGACCUCGGCCGUACCCUCACGCAGGACCUCUACUCGUCGACCCCCGCUGCGGCCACAACAAUCCCGCCGUCUGCGCUCUCCGCGUCCGUUUAUGCCUACGCGCAAACGACAGCGGCAGCGCACAACCUGCUCCUGCAGUCCCCGAACACUGAAGAGAUUGCGCGCUACUUCUCCCUCAUCCAGCCGCUCAAGUAUUCGCAGCCGCACCAACCGCUGCCGUCGCCCUUUUCGCCGCCGCUCAACGGUCUCACAAUCACCGCCUACAACUCGGGCCACACGCUCGGCGGUACCAUCUGGCACAUCCAGCACGGGCUCGAGUCCAUCGUCUACGCCGUCGACUGGAACCAGGCGAGGGAGAAUGUCUUUGCGGGCGCGGCCUGGCUGGGCGGCGCCGGCGGCGGUGGCGCGCAGGUCAUUGAGCAGCUGCGCAAGCCGACGGCACUGAUCUGCAGCAGUCGCGGUGCGGAGAGGAAUGCGCAGGCCGGCGGUCGCACCAAGCGCGACGAGCAGCUGCUCGAAACGAUCAAGGCGGCGGUCGUCAAGGGCGGCACCGUCUUGAUCCCGGUAGACUCGAGUGCGCGCGUGCUCGAGCUGGCAUAUCUACUAGAACACGCAUGGCGGACAGAUUCCACAUCGGUAAAUGGCGUUUUAAAAGCUGCAAAGCUCUACUUGGCAGGUCGAAAUAUGGCGAGUACCAUGCGCUACGCACGGAGUAUGCUAGAGUGGAUGGAUGACAGCAUCGUACAAGAGUUCGAGGCCUUUGCGGAAGGCCAGAAGAAGACGAAUGGAGCCAGCGACAGGAAGGUUGGUGGUCCGUUUGAUUUUAGAUUUAUGCGUCUGCUGGAUCGCAAAGCACAAAUCGCAAAGCUUCUCUCGACGGUUGUGCAUCAUGACGAGUCGCAUGGGCGUGUGAUUCUAGCGAGCGAUACUAGCAUGGAUUGGGGAUUCUCUAAAGAUCUGCUCCGAGGCCUGGCGUCGGAUCCGAACAAUGUUGUGGUCCUCACCGAUAAGCCUGGCCUGGCGCAAGAAAGCGGCCCAUCCAUAGCCAGAACGCUAUGGAGCCUGUGGAAAGAGCGCAAGGACGGAGUUGCUACAGAACAAACGACAACAGGCGACGUUAUCGAGUACGUCAACACAGGCGGCUAUGACUUGGAGAUUCGCGAUGCCAAGCGUGAGCCCCUAGAAGGCGAGGAGUUGACCGCAUAUCAACAAUGGCUUGCCACACAACGGCAGCUCCAGGCUACACAGCAGACCGUCGGCGCCGACGGCAUGGAGGCAUCUGCCGACGUCGUCGACGAUGUAUCCUCAGAAUCCUCGUCAGACUCGGAAGACGAGGACGGCCAGCAACAAGGCAAGGCACUGAAUGUGUCCGCUGCUCUUGGCCAAGCGGGCCGCAAGAACGUGGUUCUCAAAGACGAGGAUCUCGGUAUUAGCAUAUUAAUCAAGAAGAAGGGAGUCUACGAUUUCGACUCACGCGGGAAACGCGGCCGUGAACGAUCUUUCCCCAUUGCGGUGCGCAGAAAGAGAAACGACGACUUUGGCGAGCUGAUUCGGCCAGAAGACUAUCUCCGCGCCGAAGAGAAAGAAGACGACGCCGUCGACGGCCCGAAUGCCGCUGCCGAUGAUGAAAACCUGGGCAAGAAGCGCAAGUGGGACGAUGUCCAAGGCGCCGGCGCCAACAAGAAGCCGCAGCUUGGCAGAGGCGUCGCCGGUGGCGCGUUUGCAGGCGACGGCGGCGAGGACGGCAACAUGACGGGCAUGCAGGAUGGCUUUGAGCCGGACGAACUGGAUGCCGCCGAGGAUGUCCAGACCGACGAGCCGGACGGCCCUUGCAAGCUGAUUUACACCACAGAAACCGUCGCCGUCAACCUGCGCAUCGCCUACGUCGACUUUGCCGGCCUGCACGACAAGCGCAGUCUCAACAUGCUGAUUCCGCUCAUCCAGCCGCGCAAGCUCAUCCUCACUGCGGGCACGCGCGAGGAGACGUUGGCGCUGGCGCAGGACUGCCGCGCCAUCCUCGGUGCCGAUGCUGCUGGGGGCGGCGAAAAGGGCGCCGGCAGCAGUGCCGACGUCUACACACCCGAAAUCGGCGCCAUCGUGGACGCCAGCGUCGACACGAGCGCCUGGGUCGUCAAGCUGGCCGACUCGCUCGUCAAGAAGCUCAAGUGGCAAAACGUGCGCGGCCUGGGCAUCGUCACCGUCUCUGGGCAGCUCUUCGCCGCCGCCGCCGCCGCUGCUGCCGCCGCCGCCGGCAGUGGAACCACAAACGAAGACGCCGAAGACGAAGACGCGGCCAACAAGCGCCAAAAGACGAGCGACUCCCUGGCGCUCACGACGACGCACUCGGCCGUGGUCGCCGCGGCGCCGGGCGUCAUGCCGACGCUCGACGUGGUGACGGCCAGCCUCGCGGCGGUGGCGCGCACGGCCGCGCCGCCGCUGCACGUGGGCGACCUGCGCCUCGCGGACCUGCGGCGCGCGAUGCAGGGCGCGGGCCACGCGGCCGAGUUUCGCGGCGAGGGCAUGCUCGUCGUCGACGGCGCCGUCGUCGUGCGCAAGACGGCCGAGGGCCAGGUCGAGGUGGAGAGCGUGGGCCUGCCGGUCGCAGGCCGGAGGAGCACGCUGCACGAGGUCAAGAGGGCCAUUUACGACAACUUGGCCGUGGUGGCCGGCGCAUGA